Abrus precatorius (Indian licorice) is the source of this 1095-nucleotide messenger RNA. RefSeq lists its product as uncharacterized. The record is from RefSeq and is a predicted model, not a curated record. The coding region runs from base 1 to 1095 and encodes 364 amino acids. Lineage: Eukaryota; Viridiplantae; Streptophyta; Magnoliopsida; Fabales; Fabaceae. The transcript has 6 exons.
AUGGUGUCCCUGUCAACGCUUCCUGGACUUCCUCCCAGUUCUCAAUUUGUCUUGACAAUGGGGCAGUAUGAAUCCUCACCUGACCGCUCUCCAGUUGACUCUCUGGAUAUAAAAUAUUUCAAAACAUUUCCAUUAACAUUGAGGUUAGUAGUCUUAGUUAUCGUUGUCGCUUGUGGAAUAUACAUUAGCUCAAUUUCUUUAGUGCAAAAAGGUAUACACACUAGAACCAGAUUGCUAGACAUCUCUGUCAUCAAUCAGCCAUGUCAUCAUCCUUCUAGUGUGGAAGAAUGGGAACUGCCUUACUUGCAUUAUCCAGAACCAAAAACCUAUAGCAGAAAGGAGUGUGCUUGCAAUCCUGUUAGGUUCUUUUGCAUCGUGUCAAUGCAAAGAUCCGGGAGUGGUUGGUUUGAAACAUUCUUGAACAGUCACAUAAAUGUAAGUUCCAAUGGAGAAAUAUUUUCAAUAGGCAAAAGAAGGGCCAACGCUUCUUCAAUUUUGAAGACAAUGGAUAAAGUAUAUAAUCUUGAUUGGUUCACUAGUGCUUCUAAGAAUGAGUGCUCUGCAGCUGUUGGCUUCAAGUGGAUGCUUAAUCAGGGUUUAAUGGAGUAUCAUACGGAAAUUGUGGAAUACUUUGAACGGAGACAAGUUUCUGCAAUAUUCCUAUUCAGAAGGAAUUUGCUUCGUAGAAUAGUAUCAGUGCUAGCAAAUUCCUAUGACAAAAGUGCCAAGCCCUUGAAUGGAACCCACAAGUCUCACGUGCACUCUCCAUUGGAGGCUAAAAUUCUUGCCAAUUAUAGGCCACAUAUCAAUGUCACGUUACUGAUAUCAGAGCUAAAGCUAACAGAGGAGACAGCUGCAAAAGCAAUUGCAUACUUCAAGAACACUCGCCAUAUUGUUCUCUACUACGAGGAUCUUGUCAACAACCGCACUAAACUGAAGGAUGUUCAAGAAUUUCUAAGGGUGCCAUACAGACAACUGGAGAGCCGUCAAGUGAGGAUUCAUACUGCCCCAUUGUCAAGACAAAUUGAGAACUGGGAGGAAGUCCAGGAAGCGUUGACAGGGACACCAUACCAGCGGUUUCUCUCCAAAGACUAG